AUGGCGUCAUCACAGGACGCUUGGUAUCUCUCACUUUUGGGUUUAGCUGAGAAUUUUCGUACCUCAAAUCCACCAAAUAUAAAAUCAUGUAUUCAGUGUUUACAAGCGGUUUUUUAUUUCAAACCACCGGCCCGUGUGGAAGCAAGGACUCACCUACAGCUUGGAAAUAUUCUACUCACACACACGAAAAACACUGACCUAGCGCGUUACCACCUAGAACAAGCGUGGGGAUUGAGUCAGAACAUAAACACAUUCGACGAUGUCAAGUUCGAGGCUGCGAGCAUGAUCGGAGAGCUGGAUCAUCAUAAUUUAUCGAUGCCAAUACUGAGGAGGGCUAUUGAAUUAUCACAGCACAAUGUCUACUGGCACUGCAGGCUCAUCUUCCAACUCGCACAAAUGCACGCUUCAGCCAGAGACUUUAUAGCAGCGAAUGGUCUCCUGGACAUCGGCAUCGACUACGCCCAGUUGAACAACGCCAGUUACACUCGAGUGCUCUUUCUCCUCAGUCGAUGCAUGCUCCUCUUGAUCGACAAGAAGUUUAACGAGGUUCAUCCCCUGCUAAACACAGCAGGACGAUGUGUGGAUACGUGGGAGGGGAGUAUUUACCAGAAAGAGUACCUCAAAGUAUUUUUUCUCGUGCUGCAAGUGUGUCAUUAUCUAAUGGCAGGACAAGUUAAAAGUGUUAAACCGUGUUUGAAACAGUUGCAACAGAGUAUACAGACAAUAAUGUCACCACAAUGGCCAACUGACGAGGCUGUAGCUGGUACAAACAUUGGUGAUAUGUUUAUUUGGAUGCCAAAGGAACAUUUGUACGUAUUAGUUUAUCUCGUGACUGUUAUGCACUCGAUGCAAGCUGGAUACAUGGAGAAGGCCCAAAAAUACACUGACAAGGCAUUGACGCAUAUUGAAAAGCUCAAAAGUGUUGAUAACAAGCCGAUAUUGUCGGUUUUUCAAUUGAUGUUGCUCGAGCAUAUUGUCAUGUGUCGGUUGGUCAUGGGGAAUAAGAGUGUAGCACUCACUGAGAUUGCACAGGCCUGUCAGCUGUGCAGGAAGCAAACGAGACUAUUGCAAGGCCAUGGGCCACAGUUGCACACACUCCUGGGGCUCUAUGCUAUGUCCAUGAACUGUAUGGAGGCUGCUGAGGCACAGUUCAUUGCCACGUUGAGGACCACAACGGAGAGGGAACUCUGCACAUUUGCUAAUCUCAAUUUGGCCAUCGUUUAUUUGAGGACGAAGAGGGAUCAGGAUCUUAAUGAGCUGCUUGAUAGGAUUAAACCUGAGUCUUUACCGCCACAUUCACACUCCCUGAAGGCUGCUGCAUAUUAUGUACAGGGACUACAGGCCUUCUUUGGAGCGAGAUACAAUGAGGCUAAGCGGUACUUGAGAGAAACAUUGAAAAUGGCAAACUCUGAGGACCUCAACAGGCUAACGUCUUGCAGUCUGGUGCUUCUUGGUCAUAUUUUCCUGUCCUUACUCAAUGAGAGAGAGUCGAUGAACAUGGUGACACCGGCAAUGCAACUAGCGUCGAAAAUCCCGGAUGUACAUGUUCAAUUAUGGGCGACAGCCAUUCUUAAAGAUCUGUAUCAUAAAAAUGGCAGUGGAAGUCAUGAAAACGAGGCAUUCCAAAUGCACUGUACAUUUUCGCAAACUCUGCUGAAAGAUCACUUUCAGAGCUCCCAAAUGCCUGAACACACCCUAAUCAAUUGGACAGAUGGCCAGAUACCAGCCCUACCCUGUAAUACACCCCCCUCCACUUCCAGAGCGAUUCUCUAACGCGUGCAAGUGAUAAUCCCAACAAUUUUUUAUUUUUGCAAAUCUACUUAAAUUAUUAUGGACUUGCACUUUUCUCUGUAUCUAAGAAAAAAGGCAGCUCAGUUUCUCAUUACAUUCGAAAAAAGUCAGAUCGAUUUAUUGAAUUCGAAAGGUACAAAUUUGAUUGAUAGUGAAAACUUUCUAACAGAAAAUGAAAACAAAAAACGUUUUGUCCUGUAAAUUAUCGUAAUAUUUUUCUUUCAUGUCUAUUAACAGAGAAAUUGUUUUUCUCUGUUCUCCGUGAAUCCAGAAAUAGCCGUAAGCCGUGUAAUUAAUAUACAUAAUUAUUAUAUGAAAGAGCGAGAGAAAAUAACAGAGUUGAUGGAUCGCCUGAAGGGGCCUUAACGUCUUUAGUCCCUCGAACACUUACCAUUCUUCAUACCAUUGAUUUUUGCAUAAUAAUAUGAAGAAAGGGAAAGCGUUCGAGAGUCGGGCGUACUGUAUAUAAAGAAAUUACUUUAAUUAAAAUAAAAAUAAAAUAGGUACUCGUGAA
Diachasmimorpha longicaudata is the source of this 2305-nucleotide messenger RNA. It is a transcript of the gene Mau2, whose product is annotated as MAU2 chromatid cohesion factor homolog. Bases 1 to 1773 code for a protein of 590 amino acids. NCBI's taxonomy places the organism in Eukaryota, Metazoa, Arthropoda, Insecta, Hymenoptera, Braconidae. The record is from RefSeq and is a predicted model, not a curated record. Gene Ontology annotation, biological process: mitotic sister chromatid cohesion; maintenance of mitotic sister chromatid cohesion. The transcript is spliced from 5 exons. Gene Ontology annotation, cellular component: chromatin; SMC loading complex. Gene Ontology annotation, molecular function: double-stranded DNA binding; protein binding.